Messenger RNA from Penicillium griseofulvum, 1923 nucleotides. Its product is annotated as shugoshin family protein. NCBI's taxonomy places the organism in Eukaryota, Fungi, Ascomycota, Eurotiomycetes, Eurotiales, Aspergillaceae. Bases 1 to 1923 code for a protein of 640 amino acids. Gene Ontology annotation, biological process: meiotic chromosome segregation. Gene Ontology annotation, cellular component: chromosome, centromeric region; nucleus. The transcript is spliced from 4 exons. The record is from RefSeq and is a predicted model, not a curated record.
AUGGCUCGGUUGAAUGACUACCCAGCUCCUGCUGAAUCCAUUGAUGCAUUAAAACGACGAUUUGUGCGACAAAACCGGGAGAUCGCGAGAGUGAAUUCAUUGCAAUCUCUUCGUAUUCGCAGCCUAGAAUCAGAAGUAUCGCAUCUGCUUUCAGAAAAUGUGUCGCUUCGAAAACAGGUCAUCAAUCUCACCCAGGAAACCGAACGACUGGAAGCAGGGAAACUGCUACACAAUGGAAUCUACGAUAUAAAAUCUAAGCUGGAUGCCAAACUAGCCGAGUUGAGCAACUUGGCGGCUGAUUUGGGUUCGUUACCCCGUAAGGUGGGAAAGCUUUGCGACCAACAGUUGGAUCGACCAAAGCAAGCAGAGUCGAGACCUAGGACAGAAGACAUGAUUGGAGGCGAAGAUGGAAGGCUUCCUGCCAUUAUCGAGGACAAAUAUUACCCUCGGCAGACUCUGGAGCCCCAAGAGCUUGACAGCUUGAUUCAUAGCGACCAUAGCAUUCUGGAUUCUCCGCCACAGUUCAGCUUUAUGCCGGAGGAAGGAGAUGCACCCGAACAUUCAAGUCCAUCGCCAGAAACAACAUUCAGGAGUCAAAUUAACAAUGAUACGCCCGGAGAGCCGGAGCCAUUACUUCCUCCCACUCUCGAGAGACGCAAGAAAAAGAAGUCGAGUUCGAUUAUUGCGCCUGAGAUAAGCCCCGCGCCAACAGACCGCCAACCAAUCCCACCCAUUGAUACCACCCAGCACGCAGCAUCGGUUUCAACGAAGCGCAAAUACAUACCCGAAGACGAUGACCGGUUCACGUCCAACCUGAAUAUCGACAAUGAUGAAUUCCAAUUCACCCGACCCAGCCACAGCCCCAAAACGCAAAUGAACCCAUUAGAAGAUGCACAGCGAGACCAGUCGCCCACCAAAAGCGAUGUUGGAUUGACCAGAGGGUCAAAACCCCCUGUUCUGUCUAUGAGGAAGGUUCUCGAACCAAAGAGUGCAAAUUCCAAUCUAGGCUCGCCCAAGAAGGCUCGCACGUCUUCGUACAAGGAGUCCAAUCUUCUACAAAGGUCUACUAGGGGUGAUGAGAAUAAGAAUUCGCCACAGAAAGUCAAGGAUGUCGAGAAACUCGGCGGCAAGACCGUCAAUCAAAAACCGCGUGUGGCCAGAAUCGCCCCUUCAAACCAAGAAAAGCGCGUCAGCCGCCCUGCCCAUCCCCAGCUGGAAGAGCCAGCCCCACGCCAGCCAGCGCUGUCCCCGCAUCCGAAUGCGAUGAAGACGGAGGAAGAGUCUGCAAUUCGGCCUUCCCGACGUCGUGGUGCUGUGGUUAGCUAUGCAGAGCCCAACCUACGGGACAAGAUGCGCCGCCCUACGAAGGAAAUGAUCGAUGCUGUUGCACUUGGGUCACGAAGGUCUUCCAGUUUCCAGACAGGCCGGGAAAGUUUGGACGGAGGAGAGGGCGGCCACACCUCUCGUGGUAGACUCCCUGCUGAUUUCACUCUUGCCACGCAGAGCUCGGAUCUGUUCUCCCUGGAUGGAUCCUCGGAACAGCUCCUAGCAAUGGUCUCCCGGAGAAAACGCAAGGUGUCGUCAACCCCAAAGGACGACAGUGAUGCGGGGACCCCAAACUCUGACUUUAAAAAUGACAUCAAAAAAGAGAUUGAGGACAGCCUCGCAGAUAUCUCUGCCCAAGUAUCUCAAGAAUCACUGAAUUCGAGGCGUCAGACUAGACGUCACUCGUCAAAUCCCAAAAGUACAACUGCAAGCAUAGCACAAUACGAGGUGGACCAGGCUGAACCACAAUCCCCAAUCGCCGAUUCUCCGGAAGAUGAAGGCUCAUUUGGACCAGGACCAACCGGUUCUAUAAUGGACACCAGCCACGUCAGACGUGGUCAGCGCGUUGCUGCAAGGAGAAAAAGCAUGAUGGUAUGA